GUAGCUCACUAUGGCCCUGGCAGACAACGCGGGCUGUGCCAAACCCAGCGAGGACAUCCCCUUCCCAGAGAUCAUUGAACUCAAUGUGGGCGGACAAGUCUACAUCACCCGCCACCCCACCCUGGUCAGCGUGCCUGGCUCGCUCCUCUGGGAGAUGUUCACCCAGAAGAAUGUCCGCUCCCUGGCCCGUGACAGCAAGGGACGGUUCUUCGUGGAUCGGGAUGGCUUCCUCUUCCGCUACAUCUUGGAUUACAUGAGGGACCAGCAGCUGGUGCUGCCUGACCACUUCCCGGAGAGGAGCCGGCUGCAGCGAGAGGCCGAGUACUUCAUGCUGCCGGAGCUCGUGAAGAUGCUGGCCCCCAAACUCAGCAAGCAGAACUCGCUGGGCGAUGACCCAUGCCAAAGCGACCCGGAGGAGCUCUCUCCCAGUGCGGAUGCCACCCGCAACCUGACCUCUGCCAGUGCCACGCUCCCCAGUGCUGUGGCUGGUGGCCCCGGUGGUGCCGUUACCACCAGCACGGGUGCUGCCAGCACUGAUAUCCGCAGGGCUGGCUUCAUCACCAUAGGCUACCGGGGCUCCUACACCUUGGGCAGGGACAGCCAGACGGAUGCCAAGUUCCGCAGGGUGGCCCGGAUCAUGGUCUGUGGCAAGACCUCGCUGGCCAAGGAGGUGUUUGGGGAUACCUUGAAUGAGAGCAGAGACCCGGACAGGCCCCCGGAGAGGUACACGUCCAGGUACUACCUCAAGUUCACCUUCCUGGAGCAAGCCUUUGAUAAACUGGCCGAUGCUGGCUUCCACAUGGUGGCUUGCAACUCCACAGGCACCUGUGCCUUCGCCCACGACCAGACAGACGACAGGAUCUGGACCUCUUACACCGAAUAUGUUUUCUAUCGUGAGUGACAUACAAAAAAACCUCCCCCUCAC
Messenger RNA from Eurypyga helias (sunbittern), 925 nucleotides. It is a transcript of the gene KCTD12, whose product is annotated as potassium channel tetramerization domain containing 12. NCBI's taxonomy places the organism in Eukaryota, Metazoa, Chordata, Aves, Eurypygiformes, Eurypygidae. The record is from RefSeq and is a predicted model, not a curated record. Gene Ontology annotation, biological process: regulation of G protein-coupled receptor signaling pathway; protein homooligomerization. The transcript has a single exon. The coding region runs from base 11 to 901 and encodes 296 amino acids. Gene Ontology annotation, molecular function: protein binding.